AUGACCGCUUCGGACCUGGAAGGCGUAUGGGCGAGUCUCGCAGGACCGAGUCUUCGUGCUGCACAGGGCGAGACGCUACCGCUCGAGUCGACGGCGCUUGCUCUGACGGGGAUGGUGAUGGUGGUCGAGCUGCUGCUGGGGCUGAUCGAGCUGCUGCUGGGACUGAUCGAGCUGCUGCUGGGACUGAUCGAGCUGCUGCUGGGACUGAUCGAGCUGCUGCUGGGACUGGCCAAACUGGCGGUGGCUCAUGGAUCGCUGGCAGAGGCACGGGCGCUGAUGGCAAAGGCAGAGACAGAGCAACUUGCGUUUGGGCCUCGCAUCGGCAGAUCGCUGCUUCAUGCGGCGUUGGGAAGACCGAGUGUUGCCAUGGCUGAGGCUGUGAUGGAGACUGGCGCUCUUCCUUGCUUGACGACUCCAGGCGCUUUCUCGCCGCCGCUGCUGACAGUGGCGGCGCUCUCCGGAUCGGUCCGCGCAACGCGCUGGGUUCUUGCGCUUGGCGCGGAUGUCAACGGAGCUGAUGGCCACGGAGUUACUGCUCUUCACGCUGCCGUGGCCGCCAGCUGUGUCUUUCCGGCUAUGGUGCUCCUGGAUGCAGGCGCAGACUGCGAAGUCCGCGAUGAGCAGGGGCACACCCCGCUAAUGCGUGCGGCGUACGAAGGGUCGUCCGCCAUGGUGGCGCUCAUGCUGCGCGCCGGAGCUCGGAUCGAUGUGCCGUGCAGAGCUGAUGGGAUGACUGCUCUGCACUGGGCAGCAGCCAUGAAGCACGAGCGGCCGGCCGAGCUUCUGGUCUCGGCCCUCGCGACCUCGCCCGACGCCCUCGCUUCCGUCCUAGCCGCCCACUGCUCCGACGGCGAGACCCCGAUUGGUUGGGCCCGUGCCGUCGGCGCGCCCAAGGUCGUCUCGCUCCUCGAGGCUGCCGAGCGCUUUGCCACGGCCGCAGGCGGCAAGAUCACCCCGCUGCGCGAGCACGGAGGUUUUGUCGAGCAAGCCCUCGUCCCGCCGAGGCUCUCGGUCUCGAAGGUCGGUGUGAACGCGUGUGGCCGGCCACUGGCCACAUCGUCAGAACGGGUUGUGAGCACCCUGGCGUGCGUGAUGGUGGCAGCGUGUGCCGGCGUAGCUGCAGUCAUGCACCCGCUCUUUGCGCUCUUCACCAUCCUCGUCCUCGUCUCCUUUGGCUUCAAGGUCUUUACCGGCAUUGUUCGGUACGCCAACAAGCACUCGUGGCUCGCGCUCAGCACGCCCGACGGCGACGGCGAGGUCUCCAAUGCUCGCCUCACUGCACACUACAUCGAGGCGCUACAGAUCGGUAUCUUUGCGGCGGCCAGCCUCCUCUCGGUCCCGGCCGUCGUCAUGUACAUCGUCCCGCCCGCGCUUGUCGCCGCCCCGCUCGAGCUCUGCCUCUUCUGGCUUCUCUCCUUUGCCACGCUGGGCAUCUUUCUUUGGCUCCGCAACUCGCAGCCUGGGACGACGCCGCGGAUAGUCCCCACCGCCGCCCAGGCUGAGGUCAUGAGUGACAUGCUCGCCGCAGGCACGAAACCCUCAAAUCUCUGCCCGACCUGCCUCAUCAUCCGGCCACUGCGCUCAAAGCAUUGCUCGACCUGCGGUGUCUGCGUUGAGCGAUUCGACCACCAUUGUCCCUGGCUCGGUGUUUGCGUCGGCAAGAACAACAUGGGCGCCUUUGUCGCCUUUGUCGCUCUCUUUGCUCUCGCCGAGCUGCUCUUCCUCCACCUUGUCGCCUCUGUCACCCCGUACUCGCCGACCUCGCUCACCUCGCUCGUCGCCAUGCUCAACACCGCUCCGCUCCUCUGCCUUGCAGUUGUCUGGAACACGCCGUUCCUCAUCUGGAUGGUUCAUCUCACCUUCCAGAUGCUGUACCAGACCUCACGCAACCUCACCACCAACGAGCGGCUCAACUCGGACCGCUACGAGAUUUUCAAGGACGACGACGGUGGCUUCUUCAAUCCGUUUGACCUGGGCCUCGUCGCCAACUUUGAGCAAGCACUUCUAGGCAAGCACCAAGACGCGCUGCUGGUGUAG
Thecamonas trahens ATCC 50062 is the source of this 2037-nucleotide messenger RNA. RefSeq names its product ankyrin. Gene Ontology annotation, molecular function: palmitoyltransferase activity; protein binding. Bases 1 to 2037 code for a protein of 678 amino acids. The transcript has 3 exons. NCBI's taxonomy places the organism in Eukaryota, Apusomonadida, Apusomonadidae. The record is from RefSeq and is a predicted model, not a curated record.